Molecule: messenger RNA, 1038 nt
Organism: Clonostachys byssicola
Lineage: Eukaryota; Fungi; Ascomycota; Sordariomycetes; Hypocreales; Bionectriaceae
Source: the annotation of a GenBank genome assembly
AUGACCAGAACACUCGACCAAGUCCUCGCAGAAGCCCCCAUAAUAGAUCUAGUCGAUCUUCCAAGUCUUCUCCGGCCAACUCAAAUUCCCACCAUUACACCCGACGUAAAGGCCCGCUACGAUGAGCGCCCAGAAGUGUCUGAAUCUUUGCGGAAAUGCCAGGCGCUCUUCAACGGGCUGAAUCCUACUCUCCUGGCGGCGGUCUGCAAGCUUUGGAAAAGCAGCAUUGUGGUUUACCGAGAAACUCCGCUAUGGCUCAUGUCACCCCAUCGCGGCCUCUGCUGUCCUGGCAGAUGGGGAGAAACUGGGCAAGAACAACAGGCCGCAGACAUGAUAGCGCCGCCUCUUUGGGGGCUUGAUUUUGUAAAUGGCCUUAAUGACCUCGUGCUACACCCAUUCUUCGCUUCACGGGGGAAUGGCGCGUUUCUCAGGCUGUCACUACAAUUUGCCGUCGCAUUUGAGUCUCUCGAGAACCCAGUCUGGAGCAUCUCCGCGCUACUAAGGGAAACCGGGGUUCAAUGUCCUGUCUUGAACUUACUGAGUGUGGACAUGGACAAAUCAGGUGGUGACACACGGCCUGUGGGCGGUACAGGUGGUCGCAUCACAGCCCGAACCCAACUAAGUCUCUAUCACAGGCUUCUUAGAUACCACAGACCUUUCUUACUAGUCAACAACAACGUCAUAUCUAUCGAGGCCAAGUUCUUGCUGAAGCUAGGAGAGGAAGUGGCACGUCGAAUGCCCCAGCCCCAACGUCUGCGUGACCCGCAAGGCAGAGACCCUCGGCACCUUUUCUACGUACAGGCCCAGAAUUUGGAACACGUCUAUGCAGCGGCAGACACGGUCAGCGAGAAUCCACAGACUAGAGAGGCUACUAGCAGAUCGUGGGCGCAGUUCAACGAAAGCAUGAGAUUACCGCUAGAUGCUCCUGUCUUGGUGGGCAUUUGUCUCCAAUACGCCUAUCGACACGAGCUUCAUCUUCUACAAGCAUUCAGGGAUGCUGCCGCUACUUCAGGAGCUGUUCGUGAGAAUGAUGCAUGA